Messenger RNA from Quercus lobata, 1088 nucleotides. RefSeq names its product ras-related protein RABH1e. Gene Ontology annotation, molecular function: GTP binding; GTPase activity. NCBI's taxonomy places the organism in Eukaryota, Viridiplantae, Streptophyta, Magnoliopsida, Fagales, Fagaceae. The coding region runs from base 167 to 787 and encodes 206 amino acids. The record is from RefSeq and is a predicted model, not a curated record. The transcript has 6 exons.
UCCAUUCUUUCUUGUCUCCCUUUCUCUUUCUCUUUCUCUCUCUCUCUCUCUCUUCCAUAUUUUCAGAAGAGAGAGAAAAUUUUCUGAGAUUCAGAUCUAACAAUCCUAACCUGCACACCCCACAUACCCGAAAUACACUCUCUAUAAGAAAGAAAGAAAGAAAGAAAUGGCAGCUGUGUCCCCUCUAGCCAAAUACAAGCUGGUAUUCUUGGGUGACCAAUCCGUAGGCAAAACCAGCAUCAUUACUCGCUUCAUGUACGAUAAAUUCGACGCCACCUACCAGGCUACAAUUGGAAUCGAUUUCUUGUCAAAAACAAUGUACCUUGAAGAUCGGACAGUUCGUUUGCAGCUUUGGGAUACUGCUGGGCAAGAAAGAUUUAGGAGUCUCAUUCCAAGCUACAUCAGAGAUUCUUCUGUUGCCGUAAUUGUCUAUGACGUAGCAAAUAGGCAGUCAUUCCUGAAUAUUAACAGGUGGGUUGAAGAGGUACGUACAGAACGGGGCAGUGAUGUCAUCAUCGUACUUGUUGGGAACAAAACUGAUCUUGUUGAUAAAAGGCAAGUAUCUAUAGAGGAGGGAGAUGCCAAGUCUCGUGAGUUUGGAAUCAUGUUUAUAGAAACCAGUGCAAAAGCAGGAUUCAAUAUCAAGCCUCUCUUCCGUAAGAUUGCUGCUGCCUUGCCAGGGAUGGAAACACUUUCUUCCACAAAACAGGAAGACAUGGUUGACAUAAAUCUAAAACCCACUGCCAAUUCAUCCCAUCAAGAGCAGCAAGGAGGUUGCUGGUGCUAGAGAAAUGUAUCUGUUUCAGAAGAUAAAGAGAGAGAGAGAGAGAGAGACGCAGUUCAGAUAUGAAAGCUGAGUGAGAUCAGGCGCUUUAUAGCUAGAUGAAGUUGCGGCAGACUUGAAUGUUUAGUGAACAAAGGUAGUAAUGCUUUUGGUCUGACAAACAACGGUUGAUAUUUUGGAAUCUUUAUUACCAUUAGCAUUUGUUUUCUGCAGUACUUGUCUUGAAAUUUAUCCCAAAUGUUAUUAGUGUGACCUGCAAAUUCUCUUCAGGAUUUCAUUUAUUACAAAAGAAACUCUUUGGAUA